AUGUCACUCUUACUCAUGAUACCAGCCGAGAUUCGGCUCACCAUUUUCCGCUGGACCAUUUGUUCCCUGAACACACCGCCGUCACACCCUGCAGAAGAGCAGGAAAUCCGUCAAAAGUUGCGGCAUACAGUCGGUUUCACUUAUCCGAAAAUCAAGCACCUUAGGCCCCCUAACCAUACUCUGCCGCUGCUUCUGGUGAACAGGCAGAUCUACGACGAAGUUAAAUCCCUGCUCUGCCGCCUAUCCGCAGACUACUAUGUCGACAUCAUGGUUUUCGACAUCACGGCUAAGGAGUCUGAGAUCUGGCCUACUUGGUCGGUUCCUGCCCUUCCCCAGACACAGUACAUCGACUCCAUAAACGCCACGCUUCGCAUCUUUGACCUGGUGCCCCCGAAGCCGUUGGAUGGCGCUCUUAGGCCCCAAUCCUUGUCCGAAAUUCAACUUAGCCAUGAAGAAACAUCUAUAGAAAGGGGGGAACGCCUUGAAUCUACCCAUGCCGAUCUAAAUCGGCGUAAAUUCCCAUAUCUAGGGUUGUUCUACUGGCUACUCGUGGAUAUCUUCUAUAAAGGGCCUGGGCUUCUAGCAACGGUCCGUCGUCCGCUACCGUUACCGCAAUAUAUAGUCAAAAAGCUUGUCAUCGACAUUCGGGCACCUGUAGAGACGCCAACUAAUGAGAGCAUGGUAGUUGGCGACGCCCACUACAAGGCGGCCAGAAAACUUCUGGAAAACGAUCCGGACCAUGACAAUGCACCCAUGACGCCCGAGGAAUCACUAGCGAGACUUUUGUGUGAAUUUUUCGACAGGCGGCUGGCUUUCGGUCCCAAUGGCAACAAAAUGGGCCAGCUCAUCUAUGAGCAAGUGGUAGACAGUAUCGUUUUAACACUGAACGGCAAAGAUUUCAAAGUGUUUCAGCUCGAAAGUCGGUUGAGAGAAGAGGAAGCCAAGUGGAGGGCUGGGCCACCUAACCUUAGUUACAACGCAACAGGUAAGAGACUUUCUGAGAAAUGGAUUUUGUGGGCCUAUAAGAGGCGUCAGAGUAUGAAAGAAGGACUCAAGAUUGACUUCAGUCAAAGACCCUAUGUUGGCUUCCAGUUGUGA
This is a messenger RNA of Clonostachys rhizophaga, 1098 nucleotides long. Lineage: Eukaryota; Fungi; Ascomycota; Sordariomycetes; Hypocreales; Bionectriaceae. The record is from the annotation of a GenBank genome assembly.